Molecule: messenger RNA, 1742 nt
Organism: Nicotiana tabacum (common tobacco)
Lineage: Eukaryota; Viridiplantae; Streptophyta; Magnoliopsida; Solanales; Solanaceae
Source: RefSeq, a predicted model, not a curated record
CUGAAUAGCCACCAUUUUUCUUCUUCUUCUUUCUCUGCUAAUUUGUCUAAAUUUCGCUAUCAACCUAUUUCGACCAAAACCCAUCGUCGAAGCCUUCAGUCGAAGGGGUUCUUAGCCCUUAGGGUAGAGUCGAAGGACCCAUGCCUUAACAGUGUCCUUAGUUUCGUCAAACGCCGAUUUGACCUAUGAAUUUUAAUAUUCAUCGUUGCGAGUCCUUUUGGGUGUUAGUGUUGUGUUUAUAGUUGUUUUUCACAUCUUACUCGGCCCAUCCCUGCAUUGGUUUUAGUGUUGUGUUUGUAGCUGUUUGCUCCGUUUAGGUGUUUUCGGCUUUCACUUUUUAAAGGAUUUUUACCAAGAUGUCUAUGCUAACAAGUGGUGACGCGGAGGGUCUUCCUGUCGCCUUUGUUGGUUUCCAGCAAAAUCUUUCAUCAAUAGUUGAAGGUCUUGAGUCUCAGGAGGAGGAGAAGAAGAUGUGGGCAAUCCAAAAACUCCGAAUAUUGUUCAAUGACGAUGCCACUUUUCUAGUACAUGCUCUAGAGUCUGGUAUAGUUGUUCCUCUACUUGACGAAAUUCUACGGGGAGAGGAUUCAUUUGCUCUCAAGCUUGAAGCUGCUAACGCUGUCAUGGACAGUAUUCCUGAUAUGAUGAAGUUAGAUGAUUUGGUGAUUGAUAGUAAGUUGGUGGAACUUCUUUUAAAGCUUCUGCAUUUUCCAGCUGAAAAUGUUUGUGAGCAGGCGAUGGAGAAACUGAGAAUCGUUGCUCUCUCCCCUGUAGGUCGUGGUUAUGUUCUUACGUGCAUGGCUUUGGAUAAUUUACUGCAUAUUUUGACCUAUUGCAACAUUUUAUUGCUGAGAAAAGCCACGCAGACUAUAUCAGUGCUUUCUAGAGGCACACCAAAAGUGCCUUCUGUGAAGGUGAAACCAGCAAUCCAAGCUCUUUGUUUACUUGUUACUUCAAAUGAUGAUCGAGAGGUGCUAAGAAACGCAUGCUGGGCACUUUAUUACCUCUCUGGUGGUAUUGAUGAGGACUUAGAGGCAUAUUGCAAUAGCAAAAGUAGCAUCAGUCAUUCUGUUGUGAGCCAGAGUGAUAUUGUUAGUGGCCUCUUUGAGAUUCCGGUGCUGCUUAAGCUCUUAGAAGAUCCCUCUCCUUCUGUAAUCGCCCCUGCCAUCCGUAUCCUUUCAAGUAUUUGCCGAGGAGAUGACGGCCAGAAAGAGGAACUGAUGAAAGCCCGUAGCAUUUAUGGCCGUGACGUCCUUCAUUGCCUGUCGGACUUGCUAGAUAGAGGAAAAGAGGAAAGGUUGGUAUGCCUGUGUAUAGCAUAUAUUACUCUUGGGAGCAGUCAACGGGCAAAGGCUGUAGCUGAUGCUGCUUGAUUAAUGGAAUCCGGAACCAAAAUGUGGUUUCUUUUUUACUCAAAAUACGCAAAUAAGUGUUAAAAAAAAGUUACCAAAUUAUAUAUAAUGCCACAAAUAGUGGCGCUAUACAGUAACGUUAACUGCACCGUUACUGUAUAGUGGCGCUAUACAUAGUAAAGCUGACACACCUUACAUAGCGCCAUCAAUAGUGGCGCUAUACCCUUUAUUACCAUCACACAUAGCGCCACUAUUAAUGGCGCUAUACCCCUUAAUACAAAUCCUCCCGUCUUCUUCUUCUUCGUUUCAUCUCCCUCAUUUCUUACUCCCUUCUGGUCCCCCCCCUCCCCGAUUCUGCCCCAAUUUAAAUUUUUUUUUUGGGUCCCCCCG